This is a messenger RNA of Porites lobata, 1025 nucleotides long. The record is from the annotation of a GenBank genome assembly. NCBI's taxonomy places the organism in Eukaryota, Metazoa, Cnidaria, Anthozoa, Scleractinia, Poritidae.
AUGGUGGCGGUGUAUGCUUUUACAUUAAAACUUCUAUCAACUUCAAUACGCCAUGACUUGAACCUGAAUGAUCUUGAGAAUUUAUGUUUAGAAAUUCAAAAUCAUGCUCUAAGCCAUUCCUUGUAGUAACUUGGUAUAGGCCACCUUGCUCUUCAGCUGAACUUUUCUCACACUAUGAGACCCUUAUAAGAAAAUUAGACUCUCUCGAUCUUGAAUAUUAUCUGAUGGGUGACUUGAAUUGCAGUAUGGCCGCCCAUUUCGACUCUAAUACAUGUUUACUUUAUGAAAUUUCUGAUAUAUAUGGGCUACAGCAGCUUAUAACAGAACCAACUCGUAUUACUGAGUCAUCAUCGUCUUUAAUUAAUGUAAUAUUUACAACCUGUAUUAACAGGGUAGUCUGUUCAAGAGUUUUGCAUAUUGGCAUUUGUGAUCACAGCCUCAUUUCUGUUUGUCAUAAACUAUCUCCAGAGUUUGCUUUCAAAGGGCAUUCAACUAAAACUUAUAGAAAUUUUAGUAAUUUCAAUCGAGAAAAUUUUCGCAGGGAUAUUUCUUGACAGGAUUCGUGUUGUACCAGUGAUGACCCAAACAUUUUGUGCGCUGACUUGAAAGCUAAAUUUUUGUCUACUGUGAACAGUCAUGCUCCAAUAAAAACUAAAUAUGUUAGGUCAGGCAAGAUAACUUGGAUCACAUCAGAACUGCGGAAGGGUAUGCGCAAUCGCAAUGUUGCUAAACAGAAAGCUAUUAAGUCUACCAAUCCUCAAGACUGGGCUAUGUACAAAAGGCUACAGAAAAGGAUCAAUGGAGAAGUCAAAUCUACCAAGGCAUCCUAUUAUGCUAGUGCGUUUAUUCAGUCUAAUGGCGAUUCACGUAAAACCUGGCAAUUGAUUAACCAACUCACGUCCCGUAAGAAAAAUAACGCGUCUGUGAAAGAAUUAAAACUAAACGGGAACUCAAUAACCAAUUCUCACGAGCUUUCCAAUGCAUUUAAUGAUCACUUUUCAGCAAAUGGAACCAAACUAGCUAAU